Achroia grisella is the source of this 557-nucleotide messenger RNA. It is a transcript of the gene PDCD-5, whose product is annotated as programmed cell death protein 5. The record is from RefSeq and is a predicted model, not a curated record. Lineage: Eukaryota; Metazoa; Arthropoda; Insecta; Lepidoptera; Pyralidae. The coding region runs from base 78 to 470 and encodes 130 amino acids. Gene Ontology annotation, cellular component: cytosol; nucleus. The transcript is spliced from 3 exons. Gene Ontology annotation, molecular function: DNA binding.
UUUCGUCAUUUAUUUGUGUAUUAUCCUAUUCAGUACAAGAAACUAAUUAUUUUGUACCUUAUUUAUUUUAAACAAACAUGGAUGAUCCAGAAUUGGAAAAGUUAAGGCAACAACGUCUAGCACAACUCCAAGCUCAACAUGGUGGGACGGGCGACCCGAAUCAGGCAAAAGCCCAAGAAGAGAGAAUGCAAGCAAUGGAAGAAACCAAGAAUUCAAUUCUCUCUCAAGUACUGGACCAAAAUGCCCGAGCUAGAUUGAACACAAUUAAGAUUAGCCGGCCGGAGAAGGCAGCGAUGGUGGAAAAUAUGAUCUGUAGGAUGGCUCAAAUGGGUCAAGUUCAAUCUAAAAUAUCUGAACAAGAACUUAUUCAGAUUUUAGAGUCACUUAAUCAACAAAUGCCGAAAUCAACAAGCACUGUGAAAUUUGAUAGAAGAAGAGCAGCUCUUGAUUCAGAUGAUGAUGAUUUCUAGGAGACUGACAUUUAGCUUUAUUUAUUUCAUUAUAAAAUUAACUUUACUCACACAUUGAAAAAUAAAUUUUAUUAAGAACACUGUCUA